UACACGCCAAGAGUCCGGCAAGUUUCGCUCGACCAUUUUCGUCCACUACCUUACCAACCAUCCCAAUGUUUGACUCUAAAAAGCAGACAUACCCCGCUGAAUCGAUGAAGUGCUAUCAAGAUGCCAAAGCUAGAGCUAUGGAAAGUCUUGCUCAAAACUAUGCCUUGAAACUGGAUGUAGUCAAACAGAUAGAAGAAUUCGAGAUCGCACGCCGAGAGUAUUUUGACAAUAAGCGAGGGUCAAAUGCUAUUUACUUGAUGGCGUUUACCGAGAUUUUGAAACGGAGCAAGGCUGAGAACACUCAAUAUCUUGAGUUUUUCAAUCGUAAAGUCGCAGCGGAAAAUACCUAUGUUAGGUGCAUCUUGGAAAUGAUAGAGGAGUCGGAAAAAUUGAAGCACGGAGGUGCCCACAAAUCCCCUUGUGAAAGGACAUCGGUAGAUCCAAAAAAGAAUGCACUUGAUGAUCUUAUGGCUGUGCAAGAGCACAUGGUGCAGCAAGUACAUAUUUUUGCGAAAGUCAUUGAAACGAAUAUUAUUCCCGUUCUUGAGGAAAUGAUCACCACAUUCAAUGCCUCUGAGGAGUCCAUUCUUCAAGAUGGCGGAACGUACUUGGAGGAUAUCGACGUAGCCGAAGACCACGUGCAGCAAGCCUUCAUCCAGUAUCGCGACCAAGCACAAGCUUUGGAAAAGAUGGGUAUGUCGGAGGGGCAGGAUUUAUGGAUAUAUGAGAUGCACUAUCGGAUGGCUGUUGUCAUUUUGCUGGAGACUUGGGAACUCUCUUCCACUGCCUUGACUGCAAUGUUUGCGCGAAUGAAGGACACAGAGAUGGCUAGGCGACAGGCAAUCCACUCGGCCCUCCAAACGUUGAAUGAAGAGCAGACGGCUUACUGGAGGAAACUCCCCCACCUAGGGGUGACGCUCUCCUCUUUGGUUCAAAGCCAUGCUACAGACCCACGUUUGAUCGAAAAGCAGAUUGGAGCCGAUAUUCGUAUGGGCGCGAAGCGAUUGGGACUGUCGGAGGAAGGUAUACAUCUCAAGGGUCAGAUUAUGGCGACCCGUCCCCUGCGCGUCUUUACACAAGCUUCGAUACAGUCUGCCAAUUUGGGAAAGACCUCCAGUUUUAACGAGUCCACAAUGGAACAUCGAAUCAAAUCAGGGUCCGGGAGCUUUCGUUGUGAGACCGAGGUGGUGCCGAACAAAAAAACUGCGAAAGCGAACAAGAAUAGGAGGAAGAAACAGGCCAAGAAAUUGUUUUCGCAGAGACUGGAUGGGCCUCUUCAAAGCCCCUUAAUCACACGAGCACAGAUUUUUGAACAGAAGAGUACUAAUGUUUUCACAUGUAAGAGGCAUGUUCUCGCUGUUAUGACAAUAGACAGCUACCUGCAUAUAUUUGAUCUUCCUCAAGUUUCAAUCCGAAGUCAGACGGUGGCCGCCAACACCGCAUCUCCUGCUGCGCAAGCCGCGCUAUACGGCCUAAUUAAGAGGCCGGAUCAUGUAAGCCGAGCGGUAGGACAUACCUCGUCCGUCAUCUCCAGCAAUGCCGUCUUCACCUCCGACAAAGAGGGCACCUUGAAGACUUUGGACUUAGUUUCUCCUCGUCUAACAUUAAAUCUGGCCCAGUGUGAGGCGUAUGUGAAAGGUGCGGCGAGCAAGAAAGACACUUGUCUUGAAAUUGUUGAGGUUGGAGCAGGGCUAGGCAGCAAAGGCUUCAAAAAGGUCUUGGAGGGUCUAGCCCACAGGCGUGUAGUCGUUCUUAAAGGGAACACCCAAGAAGAGCUAGAGGACUGGUGCGGGGUGAUAGAUGCGUGCAAAAGGAUGUUAAGAGCAGGAAGUCCUGCAGUUGUUGGUGCAAGGUGACUCGAUAUGACAUCUUGAUAGUACACAAACCCUUAAAAGGCUGUUUUCUUCGUAUUUGAUCGACCAAGGAAUGAGGGAUUUGGUACGAGCUUGAUCUUCAGUAUGUAUGAUUUUCAGAAAAUGUCACAAGGUUUAUCUCGCGAGUGUAGCAGAAGGCGCCAUGCAAGGUGUGAGGCUGAAUGAGGCAAUACGUAUAGAUUAAAUCUGAAAAUUCUUUUUUGUGAGUAAUUGUGCUCAGAAUAAAUGGAUCUAAAACUUGAAAAACACUACAAAUGUGCCUAAAUUACGUAUGAGAGUUCUACGAUAAAAGGACAUAAGAGGGCAUAAGCCAUCAAUGGCAGCACAAUUCUCUAA
Nannochloropsis gaditana CCMP526 is the source of this 2210-nucleotide messenger RNA. RefSeq lists its product as uncharacterized. The annotation marks the transcript as partial. The record is from RefSeq and is a predicted model, not a curated record. The transcript has a single exon.